AUGGAAGAUGAAACAAGUCGAACGACCAAUGUCAUUGGAAGCGCACCUUUGGCUCUUACCGAGUCUCUUGAUUCAACAAUGGAAGUUCAACAACAUGCAGUGACUGUGAAGAGAAAAGCUAUAGAAUCAAGAUCUGCUGCUUGGCCGCAUUAUGAGAAGCUCAUAGAAGAUGGAAUUAAUAAAGCUAAGUGCAAGUAUUGUGGUAAAGUUCUCUUAGCUGAUUCAACUAAAAAUGGAACAAGUGGACUGAAUAAACAUUUGAAGACUUGUCCUAAAAAUCCAAAUAAGGUUAACAAUUUCAAUUCCAAGUACAAACAAUCAAAUUUAAACUUUCCCUUAGAAGGUGAAAUGCGUGAUGGGGCAAUUUGGACUUUUGAUCAAGAGGCAUCUCGGAGGGCUUUAGUUGAGAUGUUAAUCCUUGAUGAACUUCCUUUUCGUUUUGUUGAAAAGGAAGGUUUUAAGAAUUUUAAGAAAAAAACCCAACCUUUAUUUCGAGUUCCCUCCCGUAGAACAGUGACUAGGGAUUGUUAUCAAGUUUUUGGUGAAGAGAGACAAACAUUUAUAAAGUAUUUGAAAGAAACAUCACCGAGAGUUGUUACUAGUCAUAAGGGUGACGAAAUGGCCCGUUGUAUUAGUAAGUGUUUGCUUGAUUGGAAAUUGGAGAAAAUAAUCACUAUAACUGUAGAUAAUGCUUCUUCUAAUGAUGUCAUGGUGAAAGAGUUACACAAACAAAUGGUUAAUUGGGGAUCUAACAUGAAAUGUGGUAACCAUCUUCACGUGAGAUGUAUGGCUCACAUUUUGAAUCUUAUUGUGCAAGAUGGCAUGAAAGAAGUUGGUCCAUCGAUCAAACGUGUUAGGCAAAUGAAUUCGACCUACUUGAUGUUGGAUACCGCACAACAUUUUGAGAGUGCAUUUGAUUACUUUGAUCUCGAAGAUGGUGGAUUGUCAACUUAUCUUGCUAAUCAUGUUUGUGAAGAUGGAAGUGUUGCAGGUGUACUUGAAAGUGAUGAUUGGCAAAAGGUAAGAAAUAUGGUAAUAUUUCUUAAAAGAUUUUAUGAUCUAACUGAAAAGUUUUCAGGUUCACUCUACGUCACUUCUGCUGGUCACUUUGAAGAUAUAGUUGAGCUUCACAAUCAUUUAAGAGAGUGUAUGGAAGACAAUGAUCCUUCUUUGGCAAAAAUGGGAGAAAAAAUGAAACAAACGUUUGUCAAGUAUUGGGGUGCUCCUGAAAAAAUGAAUAAAGUGCUUCUUAUUGCCUCUAUCUUAGAUCCUCGUAACAAACUUGAGUUUGUUGGCGACGCACUUGAGGAUAUGUUUGGAGAUGAAAAGGGGAGUGAAAUAAAAGAUGAAAUGGUGACUUACAUGAAAUCUAUGUUUGAAGAGUAUGUAGCAAAAUUCUCUAAUGUAUCUCGACGCCCAUCUACUCUCUCUGAUUUAUCAGCUCAGACAUCGGAUUCAUCUAUCUCUAACACUAGUACAAAAUCAACAAAACACCGGGGGCCGUAUUCUUGA
Molecule: messenger RNA, 1512 nt
Organism: Solanum dulcamara
Lineage: Eukaryota; Viridiplantae; Streptophyta; Magnoliopsida; Solanales; Solanaceae
Product: zinc finger BED domain-containing protein RICESLEEPER 1-like
Exons: 4
Coding region: 1-1512 (503 amino acids)
Molecular function (GO): DNA binding
Source: RefSeq, a predicted model, not a curated record